Myxocyprinus asiaticus (Chinese sucker) is the source of this 4309-nucleotide messenger RNA. Its product is annotated as protein Smaug homolog 2-like. Bases 667 to 2685 code for a protein of 672 amino acids. Gene Ontology annotation, biological process: negative regulation of translation; nuclear-transcribed mRNA poly(A) tail shortening; regulation of mRNA stability. Gene Ontology annotation, cellular component: P-body. Gene Ontology annotation, molecular function: protein binding; translation repressor activity; mRNA binding. The record is from RefSeq and is a predicted model, not a curated record. The transcript is spliced from 14 exons. Lineage: Eukaryota; Metazoa; Chordata; Actinopteri; Cypriniformes; Catostomidae.
GAGAGAGCCAGAGCUCCAGUGAGUGAGUGAGUGUGGUCGAGUGAGGUAGGCAUACAGUGGUGGAGAGAGAGCGCCAGAGCUCCAGUGAGUGAGUGAGUGUGGUCGAGUGAGGUAGGCAGACAGUGGUGGAGAGAGAGACAGAGCUCCAGAGAGAGUGUGUGGUAGUGGGAACUCCAGUGAAUCUUCAGGCCUGUCUGUCUCUCUGUAUCUUUCAUCAGUGUCUUUCGGACCCGCACCGGUGUGUAUCCACGCAUUUCACACGCGUGUUCCUCAGUGGAGCUGAAUUCCUCAAUAAGGGGCAUGUGAUUGUUGUGUUUACAGUGUGGUUGGUGCAGUAGGUCCAUUGCUCCAGCAGUCUCAGAUCAGCUCUGUUUAUGAAUAUAAUCCUCUGAUGCCUGCAUCCGUGUAUGAGUGACGAUGCUCUAGAGACGGCUUCAUUGGAUUACACUUUCUGUCUCGCACUGUAUUCAACCCUGAAUUUUACCCAGACCUCGACAAACAGCUGCCCCGUGUUGGUGACGUCCACUCCAGAACCAUGUGAGGGGUUUUUAAUGCAUCUCUUGAGUGGACUGGAGCACUGCCUGUAACCUCCCCUCUCCCCGCCCCAGUUUAUACAAACCCCACCCCCUCCCUGUAGUCCCGCCCCUGUAUCAGUGGGAACUCGCCAUGAUGUUCCGGGACCAAGUGGGGAUUUUGACAGACUGGUUUAAGGGCUGGAAUGAGUGUGAACAGACGGUGGCGCUGUUGUCGCUGUUGAAGCGUGUUUCUCGGACGCAGGCGAGAUUCCUGCACAUCUGUCUGGACCACUGGCUGGCCGACUGCACAGAGAUACACAUACUAGAGGCAGAAGCCAACAAUGCAGCGAUCGUCAGUCAAUGGCAGCAGGAGCCGAAGGAGAAAGCCGUGUCUCUCCUGCUCUCUCAUCUCCCUCUGCUUCAGCCACGGAACAGCGAAGCCAAGUGUGAAUACAUGAACCUCCUGCAGAAGGUCUUGAGUCACACCAUCGAGAGCAGCCUGUUCGUGGAGGAGAGCCGACAGCUGCUGUCUUACGCCCUCAUUCACCCUGCCACCACCCUCGACGACCGCAACUCUCUUGCCAUGUGGCUCAAUCACCUGGAGGAGCAUCUGUCCACACGGCCACCCCCGCCUGGACCGUACCAUCACGCCCGGCAGGGCUCAGACGAGUGGCCAGGUCCUGCCGAGUCCCUGGAGCCGUCGUAUAGCUGGCAGGAGAAGCUACCAUCCACCUGCAGCUCGCCGGCUGGACAGAACGGACACAUGCCUUUCCCCGGGACGGGUGGAGUGACCUCACCUGUCAACAGCAGCAGCAACAGCACAGGACUGUCUGGUCAGGUUCAUCCGAGCCCACUAAAGCCCUCAAUGUCACUCACACCCAUCAAUCAGUCAGCCUGCAGCUCUGAUUGGCUAAACCAGGAUGAAGGGAGCGGGUGUCAGGGCGUGACCGGAGCAGAACAUGCCCCUCUGUCACCCCAGAGCAGCGUUGCGUCGUCGGGGAGUGAACAGACGGAGGAACAGAGCAACGCACGCAACACUUUCCAAGAGGACGGCAGCGGAAUGAAAGAUGUGCCCGCCUGGCUCAAGAGUCUUCGUCUGCAUAAAUACGCGUCGCUCUUUUCUCAGAUGACGUACGAAGAAAUGAUGAUUCUCACAGAGCAACACCUGGAGUCACAUAACGUUACGAAAGGAGCUCGGCACAAGAUCGCGCUGAGCAUACAGAAACUCAGAGAACGACAGAGCGUCCUGAAAUCUCUUGAAAAGGAUAUUCUGGAAGGCGGGAACGUUCGCAAUGCUUUACAAGAGCUCCAGCAGAUCAUCAUCACGCCAAUCAAAGCUUACGCCCCGCCCGCUGCUGCCCAGAAGGAGGUGGAGCCCGUGGAUAAAGCAGCCAAUCCCGGCGAAGAGAAGGAAACGGAGGGAUUCCAGACCCACAAUCCUCCACCAUGUGACGGAGAGUCCUCGUCUGCACCUAUCUCUGAUGGAGAUAUCGCAGGACAGUUCACACGCGUGAUGGGGAAAGUGUGUACGCAGUUGUUGGUAUCCAGACCGGAUGAGGAGAAUAUCAGCUGUUACCUGCAGCUCAUAGAGAAAUGUCUGACACAUGAGGCAUUUACAGAGACGCAGAAAAAGAGGCUGUUGUCAUGGAAACAGCAGGUGCUGAAGUUGCUCCGCCUCUUCCCACGGAAAACCAUGAUGGACAGCGGAGUGUACCGGAGAGGGUGGCCGGCGUACGGCUCGAACUCUCUGCCCACAGCUGGAUCUGUGAGCGCAGGUUUGGGUCGUCGAGGUCAGAGGUCGUUCCAGAUGCCCCCGCGAGGAGCUCCUACCCCCGGCCGCUUGGGGCUGAUGACUGCUGCUGGUCUGACCGGAGCAUCACCGCGACACACGCUCACAAACCCCACGGCCAUCACUGCACAGGGCCGACAGAACCUGUGGUUUGGGAAUACUGGAGGCAGUAACAGCAUGCCGAGUCAGAGCAGAAGUUCUGUUCAGAGGACUCACUCACUUCCUGUGCACACAUCUCCACAAACCAUGCUCCUGUUCCAACAACAAGAAUGCCAAGUUCCAGGAACAGAUCUGGAGAUUAAUCCCACGCUGGAGUCACUGUGCCUCAGCAUGACAGAGCAUGCCUUAGGGGAUGGAAUGGACAGAACAUCAACAAUAUGAAAACAAACAACGCUGAAAAAAACAAACACUUCAUCACUUCGGCUGUUGCUCCAGUAGCCCAGCACACACACAUACACACACACACUCAAAGAAAAUGAGUCACUACAAAUCACACAAAACUAACUGUGUAUAUGUUCUCUAAUAUUUUUCUACUUUAUUGUACUCAGCUAAGUUUACUAUAAAUGGAAUACAGAAAACUAUUAUAUUAUAUAAGGGAGAGCAGGACGAGUGGAAGAUGGAAGCAAAUGUUUUUUUUUAGCCGAUCUGAGCUCAAACGCCACUAAACGUUUAACAGCUGAUUGGCUUGAGCGGUGACCUGGAAUGGUGCUGUUUCAAAGGGCUUUCGGCCAUUGAGAGACGAUCCAUUGAGCCACGAUCAUUCCAUCGGUAGCUGUUUAUCUAAAUGUCUGUCGUACUCAUGUGAUGAUGAACAUUAACAUCGGCUUCUUGUGUCCAUCUGCUGUCUGUCUGCAUGAACUCUCACCUCCCAUGACGGACUUCCUGCGGCUUUUCUGCGUUCUCACGUAAAUAAAUGGCAGGCACGAGUCCCUUACACCUGUAUGUUUAUCGAUUAUAACAUCGUUGCGUUCUUAUUUCUGUUGAGGUACAGGAGGUUUCUUCGCACUUAUACAUAACAUGUUUACCGGGGCGUCACUACAGCGCACUCUCUGUGAUAAUUUCCUGACUCGCAGAUUUGUAGUGGUUUUGUAAAUAUGCAGGUAUAGGAAUAUGAGCAAAGAGUCUUUAUCCAGAUGAUUUUUAUACACGGCCAUUAUGCAGAGGGGGAUUGUGGGAACUGUUGUCCCGUGAGAUCGAGCUGUGCUCAUCUGUUAACGAUGUUCCUUCAACCCUUCAAUUCUUUGUGACUGACAGGGACGUCCACCAAUGAUCGACUCCGCCUGACUGACUGAUGCACAAACCCACCAAUCAGAUUCUAUUUCAUCUUCAUGUCUGUUUCCUCCCUGCCACGAGAGGCCGCUUCAAAGAUUUGACCAAUCACAACGGUGCUUAUAAACGGCACAUAUGUGUUUCAUUCAUUUGGUGUGUCUUUUCCGUUGGGAUGGUACAGUCUGUGAGAAUCCCAUUCUGCCUUGCGGAGCAUCAGAGAGUAAGUGUGUGUGUGUGUGUGUGUGUGUGUGUGUGUGUGUGUUACUCUGGUCGUAACGAGCGAGAAGGGUCUCGGGUGUCUCUGUGUUUUGUAUGUCUCUCAGAGCUGCUCUACAUCUAGUAAAACUUUACUGGCUGAAAAACAUGUUUGUUUUUCUUCAUUUCUGUAAGAGUUCUCUCUGUGUUGAAUCACUCCCCAUGUGUUUUUCAGUCUAUAUGGGUGAAUCUCACAAAACCUGUCAAGAAAAUGUCCAGCUCAUACAGUAUUUCACCCCAUAAUCAACAAAUAUAAAUUCUAUUUGGCUUAAAGAAAAGCAUAUUUUUAGGACCAUUUACCCCCAAAUUACCGUUACUGUAAUGUAAAAAAAAGAUAUGUCAUUUAGGUUAAGUACAUUUGUUAAAAUGAAUUGCAAUUAUACAUCAUGGUACUAUUUGGUGAACUGAAUUUAAUUUAUGCUGAUUUUUAUGAAGCAUAAAUGUGUUUGGACAGAUGAUUUUCAUUAGAAUAUAUAUAUAU